Messenger RNA from Sparassis crispa, 999 nucleotides. RefSeq lists its product as hypothetical. The record is from RefSeq and is a predicted model, not a curated record. Gene Ontology annotation, molecular function: RNA polymerase II cis-regulatory region sequence-specific DNA binding; DNA-binding transcription factor activity, RNA polymerase II-specific; protein dimerization activity. The transcript has 3 exons. The coding region runs from base 1 to 999 and encodes 332 amino acids. Gene Ontology annotation, biological process: regulation of transcription by RNA polymerase II. NCBI's taxonomy places the organism in Eukaryota, Fungi, Basidiomycota, Agaricomycetes, Polyporales, Sparassidaceae.
AUGGACCAGCAGCACCAGCAGCAGUCCGUCCACGACGAUCAGCAGCAAAACUUCAACGUCCCCGCCUCUUAUUCUGCCAUGUACCCAUCAGAGGACGACUCUUCGUACGGCCUCGUGUAUCCUCCCCAGAUGCCGUCCUAUCAGGUCGUGCAUCCUGGCCCGCCUCCUCGUCAUAUGUCGGACUCGGACAUGCACCAGGCUGCAAUGCACUACCAACGUUCCCUCAACAUGAUCCCCGCCCAGCAUUUUUCCCAGCCCGUGUAUUCCGCGUCCCCGCCUCAUGGCGUGAUGCCCGUCUCCGCCUCGCCUCCCCCGCAAUCACCCAAUAUGUACGACCCUCUCUCUCCCCCCAUCUCCGGAUCAGACACAUCCGCGGACGGCAUCUACCACCACUCCAGGAACAGCAGCGCAACCGGCUCUCCCUCCUCCUCCCGCGCAAACAGUCUCGUACACCGCAACCCCCUGCGGUACAAUCCGACGCCUUCCCCCACGAGCUCAUCCGCCGGUCGCCGGAGCCGCGGCCGUUCUUUAUCCGACGAGGACGACCAUAUGGGUGUCAACAUUGCAGAGAGCCUUGCUAAUACUAGAAAGGAAGCAACGCGCAGGCAGCGGAUUGAGGCUGAGCAGCGGCGCCGAGAUGAACUUCGCGAUGGCUACGCUCGUCUCAAAGAGGUCCUGCCUGUCUCCAACCAGAAGAGCAGCAAGGUCUCUCUUCUCGAGCGCGCGACAAAUCACAUUGUAUCGUUGGAGAAGUCAAACCGGCAACUGCAGGCUCGUCUCGCCCAGAUAGAGCAGGAAGUGCAGAGACUGCGGUCACUGAACGAGAAAAUAUCUUUGGGCGUAGGCAACUCUCCUUCGCCCGGACAGCUGAGCGGCAUGGAUUCGCGACCUUUGUCCCCACCGCCUGAAGGUUCGCAGCAGUCUCAGCUGACCUCUGUGGCAGGCCAAGAGCCUCCCCACGAAGAGUCGAGUCCAUCUCCCUCUGAUGGUGGCUAUUGA